AGUUCCUUUCGCAUGGGCAUAACAGGGCCCACCAAGGCCACCCUUGCCCCCCUCCCAUGGAACGCACCUUCUCCACACCGUUCCAUAGAACGCGCAGAACAAUGGCGUUCUAUAGAACAUCCCCAAGGUCACGCCACAUGUUUAUUUUCUCUCUGCCCUGUACGUGUCGCGUAUAGACCAUGCACACAGCAGGUUGGACGGGGCUGCUGUAUCUCCUCUGCACCACGCGGUUCGCCGCCUGCGAGGUGAAACAGCUGGACCGGUGCCACUACCUGGCGAGUUUUCCGGUGGACGGAGAGGUGGACCUGCCCUGCGAUGCGCGACUCAUGCUGCAAUAUGUUCCCGAAGCCGUAAUCAGAUGGUAUAAAGACGAGAACGAAGUCCUUGACGUCCCGGGGCGGGUGAGCUUGGAUCAACAGGGUAACCUGAACCUACAGAAACUGCAGGCAGACGACAGCGGCGUGUACGCAUGUCAUGUGGGGUUUCCCGGGGGCGCGGAGGUCAUAUGGUCCGAGGUGGUGCUAAGUGUCGGAGGGAACGUGGCGGUCGAGUCGAUGCUGCAGGUGAAAGGAACGCUAGGGAGCACUCGGAACAUGUUUAUUGCGUCUGCCGCGAGCUGCAUCAUCGUCACCCUUGGGUGGGGCUACAUCAUCUGCCACGUGUGCACGGGAAAAUAACGAGCGCGGCGGAUGCGGAGAAAAGGGGAGGAGGGGACCGGAGCAGGGAUGAUGAGAAGGGAAGGGCAAGAGUAGCGAUGAGGACGGGUCGUCGUCCGAGACAGAGGAGCUCAUCAAGAAGAAGAA
Molecule: messenger RNA, 803 nt
Organism: Branchiostoma floridae (Florida lancelet)
Lineage: Eukaryota; Metazoa; Chordata; Leptocardii; Amphioxiformes; Branchiostomatidae
Product: vascular endothelial growth factor receptor 1-like
Exons: 4
Coding region: 180-677 (165 amino acids)
Source: RefSeq, a predicted model, not a curated record